Messenger RNA from Gossypium raimondii (Peruvian cotton), 1104 nucleotides. RefSeq lists its product as uncharacterized. The coding region runs from base 77 to 934 and encodes 285 amino acids. The transcript has 5 exons. Lineage: Eukaryota; Viridiplantae; Streptophyta; Magnoliopsida; Malvales; Malvaceae. The record is from RefSeq and is a predicted model, not a curated record.
GUUGAUUUUCGAUUAUCUCGUCAUAUAUAUGCGGACUAGCGAUGAUGAAUGCUUCUCCUGCUGCUAAAACAAAUCUAUGGAAGAAAUUUUUCAGACAAUUUCGUGGGAGGAGCCUCAUCCCUCUCAGAAGCUCCCCUGCGAAAGCUGCUCUGAUGCUGAUGAAGAUGUGAUCAAGUCUGAGGGUUUUUUUUCCCAGAAUUGGAGAUCAGCUUCUCCGUCGCUACAACCAUGGGAUGGAUCUUUUCUGUACCCCGACUGGGCUCAGAGCCAUAAUCAGCCUGGAAUAAGCAGUGGAGUUGUCCCAAACCAGAUCAGUAAUCAUUCUCCAAGCCUAAAGGAACUUACUAAUAAUCAUUCUAUUUUGAAAAGGAACCUAUUAAGCGUAUCUGGAUCAGAGCGAGCUCUAAGGAAAAAGAGAAUCGAUCAGGCAUAUCGGGAAAGAUGUAAGAAUCACAAAAUGGAAAUGCAAUCAAAUGUGGAGAACCUUAAAGACGAAAAUGAUUCUUUAAAGAAAGAGAAUACUUCCUUACUAAAGGAUUAUUCUUUAAUGAAUCAAACUUUGAGAGAUCAAGAAAAAGAGAUUGAACAGUUGAGGAAUGAUCUUCUUCAGCUUAAGCGCGAGCAUGAGAAGCAAAAUGUUCUUGUGCUAACACUUUCAGGGCUUUUAGCUGAUCCAAUGAGGCUUGAAAACGAGAAGCUAAAAGAUGAAAAUGCAUCAUUGAGGAAGAAUGCCAAUCCUAAUUGUAACUUACCACAGCUUGCAGAGGAGAAUGCAAAAUUAAGAAUUGAAAAUAAAGUACUCAAGGUGCAGAAUGAUGCUUUAUGUGGGAAGAUUAUCAGUGACGAUGACAAGAAGCAUGAACAAGAACACUUUCACCACUGUCCACAAUGGCUUCAAUCGUCUUUUGUAGAGGGAAGAGAUGUUACAGGGUAAGAAGAUUGGAAUCGAAUUUUUGAGAUGGUAUUUGUUGUGAUGAAAGUUAUAGAUGGACAAUGGUGAUUACUUUAAAUGUAUAUUUAAAGUUUUUGAGAUGGUAUUUGUGUUUUAGUAAUGUAUAUUUGAUAGAUUUAAUGGUAUUAUAAGCACUCGAAUUUUUUCAAAAA